GACAAAGAAAAGAGAAAGUGCUUUGGCGAUAAACAAAUAAAAGUGCUAUGAAUUUAUGUACAUAUGUGUGUAAGUAUGUGCUCCACAAACCAUUCGGCGGCAAUAAGCAACGUAUACAACAUGGAUUUAUGUAAUUGUCCAUAAAGGAUUACGUACAAAUUGAAAAGGAUAAUUUAGCAACACAUCAGCAUAGGCCAUUACUGGCCAGCAAACUUGGUUCCAGCAGAGCGCAACACAAACCCGAAGCGCGUAGUUUAGUGGAUUACGUUUAAUGUGACAACCACAACAAAAGAAACAACAACAACAAGCAGAUAAGUAGAUAUAAAAUAUAUAAAACAGCGAGAAAAACAACAUAACAGUACGGGUGUUAGAAUAAUAAGCGAAACAACAACAACAACAACAGCAAUGGAUUUAUUAUUUCUAUUACAUUUACUCGUCCUACUUGUCAGUCAAAAUGUUGCUGUACUUGGUCAAUUCGAUGGCAGCUGGCUAACUUUGGCACCCUCAACACCAUCUAUCACACAUUUUGUAAAUGAUUCCUUCAUUAUAUUCUGUAAAACAGUACAAAAAGAUGUGAGUGCGAAGUGGAAAGACCCCAAAGGGGUGGCAAGAGAGAAUACAAAGGGGCGCGUGCAUAUCGAAAAGAAAACAGGAUUUUUGGCGCUGGUCUUUGAGCACAUAGCGUUGACGGACAAAGGCAACUGGACGUGUGAAGCUACUGUGACCAACAACAACAAUAACAACAAUGAAGCAUCAUCAGCAGCAGCUGCAGCAACAACGGAUGCCGGCGCUGUGGCGGUAGCCAGCGGGGAGGCGAGGAAGUCUUUUGAGCUGCUCGUAAAUCAGAAAAUCUCCUUUGAAAAAACGGAGCUGGUGCAAUCGGCGGGUGAGGGGCGUGAUGCCACGGUCAAGUGUUUUGUAAAAGGUGAUCCCCGUCCGGACGUGUCCUGGCUAUAUAAUGGCGAAUACAUAAACACUGUCAACUCGACAAAAUACAAAAAGCUCUCCGAUGGACUCUUCAUCAAGAAUGUACAGCAAUCGGAUGCUGGUGAAUACACGUGCCGUGCAAUGCGAAUCACACCAACUUUUGCGGAUUCCGAACAAAUUACGAUUCUGUUGAGGAUACAACAUAAGCCCCACUGGUUCGAUAAUGACACUUCAUUGGUUCAAUAUGCGUACAUCGGUGGUAUGGUGAAUAUUUCGUGCGAUGCAAUGGGUGAGCCACCACCUUCGUUCACCUGGGUGCAUGAGGGUCGUGCCAUUACCGGACGUAAUUAUCGUAUUUUCUAUGCCGAUUACGGCUCAACGCUACAGAUACAUGUCCGAAAUGAAUCACAACUUGGCGAUUAUAAGUGCAAAGUUGCCAAUCCGUUGGGCAUGUUGGAGCGCAUAGUGAAGCUGCGAAAAGGACAGAAGCCCAGCGGACCAUCGCGCUUUCAAUUGCGACGCGCAUUCACCGAUGGCUUUGACCUCGAUAUUAGAUCGGAGAAAUAUGCCAAUGUUGAGGAGAAUAUGCGUACAUUCGGUUAUCGGGUGCAAUAUAUGAGCGAAGGCGAUUUUAAGCACAGCGCUGGCAAUUGGAGUUAUGCCAAGCAUAAGGACUACCAUUUUCAGCGAGGUGGCCGCUUUGUACUCAAUGGAUUGGAUCGUAAUACCACAUAUUUGGUGCGCGCAGCAACACGUAAUCCAGCUGGUCUCAGCGAUUGGAGUACGGUGAAAAUUUUCGCAACACUAUCGAAUUUCGCUCGCAGAACAGUCACGAAUAUUAUGUGGCAAACAUGUUUAGUAGUUGGUUUAGGAUAUACAUUUAGCGAAUAUGUGAAAUUUAGAGCGUAUGUUUAAGUUAAACGCAAAACACACACACAUACACAUACACACACACAUAUAUAAAAACUUGAAAACAUACACCUGCAGUUACAUUUUAACCGUUCUGCCAAUCCGCCACAACCAACAAGUAAGUCAUCUUAGUUCCUUAGGUAUAACUAUGAAAGCUAUAGCUAUAGUAAGGAAAGGUCUCCAUUAAAUACAUAUAAAUAUGUUUCACGCUAAUUGUUAAAUGUUUACGAUUAUUGUAGUUACGUACAUACAUACUUACAUACUUAUGCAUUUAUUCAUGUUAAAUUUUUAAGUACCUGAUUUGUUUCGAAAACUCCUUACAUACCCACAUUCAUAUACAUACAUACAUACAUACUAUUCUCGUAGUUACUUACAUACAUACCUACAGUGCAUUACAGUGGCUACUACAUACAUAUUUACUUACUCGAUUUUUUGCUCUCGAUAUUACACUGCUUUCGGAUUCUGUGAUAGCUUUAGUCCAUUUUUUCGUUUUUUUUUUUUUUGCUUUUGCUGUUGUUUUUAUACUCAAACCUAGUUUGUAUAUUGAAUUCCUUUUUCGCUGCUUUUGAUUUCACUCAUUUACAAGCGUAAAAGAACAUUUUUAUUUUUUUGGUUUUCAUUUCCUUUUAACAACAAGUCAUCUGCAAUCACAAGUGUUCAGCAUCGUUUUUGUACUUUUUUAAAUGGAAUUCUUCAAGAAUUUUACAUCAGUGUCGUAAAAAGAACAAAUAAACGAAGAUUUUACUACAUAAGUGAAUAAGUCCAAAUAAAUAAAAAAACAGCAAAU
Rhagoletis zephyria (snowberry fruit fly) is the source of this 2623-nucleotide messenger RNA. Its product is annotated as neural cell adhesion molecule 1. Gene Ontology annotation, cellular component: axon; plasma membrane; neuronal cell body. The record is from RefSeq and is a predicted model, not a curated record. Gene Ontology annotation, biological process: homophilic cell-cell adhesion; synapse organization. Lineage: Eukaryota; Metazoa; Arthropoda; Insecta; Diptera; Tephritidae. Gene Ontology annotation, molecular function: axon guidance receptor activity; protein binding.